AGAGAAAUGGCGCUCUGACUGACUUUAUAUAAUUGUGGUGCAUGCUUGAGUCAUACUUCCUUGUCCUUCCUUACGUAGUUUGAGUUGCAUGUAUCUCUAUCUCAUGAGAACUUGUUGUUCUCAGGUUGAUAUUUACCCUAUUAUCCUCGGAUUACUACAGUGAUUAAACCACCUUCCUAAUUCUGCCUCUCCUGUCUUAUCACUUACGGCCAGGGUAUUCGCCAAAUAAAUAACAAACACUCACUUCCCCCUUGGCUCUCUUAUUUCUUCUUUUUGCAACUUCGCUCGCUAUCUCAAAAUGAACUCUUCCGAGAAUCUGUGCACUUUUUCCGUCGAUGCUUCUUUCGGGCCCUUUGUUGGCCCUGAAUGUCGCGAUGGCUUCGACUUCACUCUCGUCUUUGAACAAUCCAUUCUUGUGCUGUCUCCAGCCGCUCUUCUUCUCAUCCUCGCUCCUGUUCGUCUUUUUCGUCUUCGGAAUGUCCCCGUCAAGGUCACUGGCUACCGUUUUCGAACUGUCAAAUUGGCGUUGAUCGCUCUUUUGGCUGUGCUUCAUCUCGUGCUCGUUGUGCUCUGGGCUACGCGCCCUUCCAAUUCGCGUCUAGAUCGCGUCUCUGUCGCUGCUGCAUGUGUAUCCUUUGCUUCGAGCUUGAUGUCCUGUGUCCUCUCUCGUGCCGAACAUGCCAAGUCCCCUCGUCCAUCGUCUCUCUUGAGUCUGUUUCUCGCCGUGUCUUUGCUCCUUGAUGUCGCGCUCCUUCGCACCCUCUGGCUUGUCCCCAUGAGCACGGCCAUUCCAGCUGUUUUCACAGCGGCCUUUGCUCUGAAAGCGAUUAUUGUCGUUUUUGAAGGGUGGAGCAAAGCUCCGUACCUUGUCGCCGACUCCGGGCCCCACUCUCCCGAAGUCACGGCCGGACUGUACGCCCGAGCCGUCUUCGCGUGGGUGACUCCGUUGCUGCUGACGGGAUUUCGAAAGCUUCUACGGCCGAUGGAUCUGUUUGAGUUGGACGAGGAGAUGGGCUCAGCGGCACUGAUUGACGGGUUUUGGAAGCAUUGGCAUAACCAGAAAGGUUUGUCCAUUCUCCCCUUCUUAGAUAGCCAUAUAGUAUUAUACUUUAAACUCUUCUGUGAUGUCCAUGUACUAAAUGCUGGCUUAGCUCCGGCUCGCAAACACCGGCUGAUCUCAUGUUGCGUCAUGACACUGCGAUGGUCUAUCAUCGCUGUUGUUCUUCCUCGCCUGGCGCUUCUGGCAUUCACUAUAUGCCAACCACUCAUUCUCAACCGACUGCUGGUGUUUCUCGACGAUAUUUCUCAGUCUAUCAACAUUGGUUACGGUAUCAUCGCAGCCUACGGUCUUGUUUACUCCGGUAUUGCGCUUUCACAAGCCCUUUAUUGGCAUCGCAAUGCUCGGUCUGUCACAUUGUUGCGUGGAGUGUUGGUGUCUGCCGUGUUCUCCAAGGCUACCGAUCUGAGUAUCACAACAACAGACGAUUCAGCGGCGGUGACGCUCAUGUCCUCUGAUGUCGAUGUUAUUGUGAGGGCCGUUAGAGAGAUCCACGAGUUCUGGGCAAACAUCAUACAGCUUGCCAUAGCUACUUGGCUACUGAGCACUCACGUAGGCUAUGCUGCUGUAGGUCCCAUUAUAGUGUCGCUCGUUGCGCUCAUUGCUACGGUUCUCGUUUCGCCUCUGGCGCGCAAGUAUCAGAUGUCUUGGUUAGACAAGACACAGAAACGAGUUGGUAUCACUUCUGCCAUGAUUGGACACAUCAAGAGCAUCAAAUGUUCAGGCCUAGCUCAAAACCUGUCUGACACCAUCCUCAACCUCCGAGCAGAUGAGAUCAAAGCCUCGAGACCAUUCAGGAUCGUCAGCAGUGUCACGUCCGCAAUUGCUCAAGUCCCUUUACUCAUGUCUCCUGUCGCGGCAUUUGCUCUCUUCCAAGGGGUUGCCUCGAAUUCCGGCGAGACACUCGAUGCCACUAGACUUUUCUCCGCCCUGUCCCUAAUCAUUCUCCUGGCACAACCACUUUUCUUUAUGUUUGAGGUAAUUCUUGACAUGAGUGCUGCUUUGGGCGCCUUUGAAAGAAUCCAAAUAUUUUUGACUCAAGAGUCUCAAAGAGAUUCUCGCCAACAACAAUCAGUUGUGGAGUUGAACGCACCUGAUCAAGGAAACAGAGACUCUAUCGAGCUACGAAUGCUGAGAGAACCCUCAUUGACAUCUGCAGCAAACUCCAGUAUGAGCGAUGUUGUUAUCCAAGUCUCCGACGCCAAUAUCUCGUGGUCAGAGGAUCGUGUCAUUCUUCGAAACUUGUCACUUGCCGUGGGCCGCAACCAGCUUGUCCUACUUCUCGGCCCAGUUGCGAGUGGCAAAACCACUCUACUGAAAACGCUUCUUGGAGAGGUUCCCAAUAUAACUGGAUCAAUUGAUAUUCAUAGUAAGGGGAUUGCCUGGUGCGAGCAAAGUCCUUGGCUCCUGAACCGAACAAUUCGUGAAAACAUCAUCGGCUACUCGCACUUCGACCCUGUUCUAUACCAAGCCGUUGUUAAAGCUUGUGAUGUAGAGAAGGAUUUCAGACAACUUACCCAGGGUGACAGCACCGUUAUUGGCAGCAAGGGGCUGGCCCUCAGUGGAGGUCAGAAGCAACGAGUUGCAUUGGCCAGAGCUGUCUAUUCAAAACCUCGGAUUGCUCUCUUCGAUGAUGUCUUUAGUGGACUGGAUGGCCAGACUGCCCGUACUGUGUUCGAGAACCUCUUUGGCGAACGUGGUUUGCUGAGGCAGUGGAAUACGACAACUGUUCUUGCGACUCAAUCGGUUGACUUUCUAUCGUCUGCUGACCACAUCAUUUGUCUUAACAAGGAUGGGAAAAUCUCCGAGCAAGGCACAUUCUCUGAUCUCAAAGACACUGAUGGCUAUGUGCACUCCUUACUGAGAGACAGGGUUCAUGGGGUUGAAGCUCCGACGCUUGAAACUGACGAUAUCAAAGAACAGGCCUCCAAGCUAGCACAAGAGACUCCAAAACAACAAGCCAAUGAAGAAGAUACACGCAGACAACGUGGGGACUCGACUGUAUAUCGAUACUACUUCAGCAGCACUGGUGGUCUUUUUAUGAUAGUCCUUCUGGUACUCGAGAUCAUCUGGGCUUUUCUAGAAAGCUUCCCAACAAUUUGGCUGAAAUUUUGGACUGAUGACAAUGCGAAUGGAAACGAUCAAGCGGGUUACUACCUUGGUAUCUAUGCCGCUCUUCAGGUUACCGCAGUCAUCUGGUUUGCAGUUCUUAUAUGGUUUGUCAUUGUCCUGGUAGCGGCAAAGUCUGGAAUAACUCUGCACAAGAGACUGUUAUCUACAGUAAUCAGGGCACCUUUGUCUCUCUUUACCACGACAGACCUGGGGUCAAUCACAACACGGUUCUCGCAGGAUAUAGGAAUGGUAGACAAACAGCUCCCCCUUGGUCUCGUUGUGACUCUCGCCAGUUUCUUCGGUGCCAUCGCCAAAGCCGGCCUCCUUGCCUCUUCAAACCCCUAUAUAGCAGCUACAUUCCCUCUCCUAGGAGCUGUCUAUUUCUAUCUUCAACGUGGUUAUCUCCGUACCUCUCGUCAGCUCCGUCUGCUCGAUCUCGAGGAGAAAGCCCCUCUAUACACCCAAUUCCUCGAAACGCUCUCUGGUCUAGCAACAAUACGAGCCUUCGGAUGGAACGAUGCAGUUAUUCAGGCCAACCACACUCUCGUAGAUCGCUCACAGAGGCCUUUCUAUCUCCUCAUGAUCGUCCAGCGUUGGCUCGUCCUCGUCCUCGACCUGACCACCGUAGCCCUGGCUCUUCUUCUCGUUGGUCUCGCGGUUCGUCUUCGUGGGGAAGUCGACGUAGGUUUAACGGGCGUAUCUCUCGUGCAGCUAAUCUCGUUAAGUGAGACCGUGAACAUGCUUAUUCAGUUCUGGACUUCUAUCGAGACAUCCAUCGGUGCUGUAGCUCGCAUUAAGCAAUUCGCUGAAGAGACUGGCGAGGAGAACUUACCAGGAGAGACACACCAGCCGCCAGCCCAGUGGCCUGACAAAGGAGCUAUACAGAUCCACAACUUGACUGCAUCGUAUGGUGACGGAGACGGAGAAGUUAUUAAAGCUCUUGAUGCAGUCAGUUUGGAGAUCAAGGGAGGGGAGAAGGUAGGUAUUUGCGGUCGCACAGGAAGUGGAAAAUCAUCUAUAUUUCUUGCUCUUCUCAGACUACUAGACUCUACGUCUGGCAGUAUAAUUAUCGAUGGGAUCUCUCUAUCUUCUGUUCCUCGAGAAACGAUCCGUAGUCGUCUCAUCACUCUGACGCAAGACCAGUUCGUACUCCCCGGCACGGUUCGACACAACGUUGAUCCGCUUGGUAUCUACUCCGACGUGGAAAUCAAAGAGGCACUUCGUCUUGUUGAACUAUAUGAUUCGAUCGAACGACAUGGGGGCUUGGAUGCUUCGUUUGAUCAAGACACGUUGAGCCAUGGGCAGAAGCAGCUCUUCUUCCUGGCACGGACAGUGCUGAGGAAGAACGACGGGAGAAUCGUUCUUCUGGAUGAAGCAACGAGCAGUGUGGACCAAAAGACAGAAGAGACCAUCAAGGCCGUCAUCGAGAGCGAGUUCAAGGACCACACCGUCGUGUUUAUCACCCACCGUCUGGAUACGAUCAUCGAUUUCGACCGCGUAAUUGUGAUGGACAAGGGAUGCGUCGUCGAGGUCGGUGAACCAAAGAGUCUCCUUGCAUCAGAUGCCAAGUUCAAAGCUCUCUGGGCAACCGGACAUCGAUCUGGAGAAUGAUUCACCGGCAGACAAAUGCUGGGAGACAAUGCGCAUCCUUUUAUGAGUUUACUGUCUAUAUAUCAUCUAAGCUGUCGCGUUCUACGACAAUAAAUCUUCCCUUGCCUGCUCUCAUGGUUCUAAUGUGCCUUUCGACAUCCUUGGCCGUUUGAACUCCCUCUC
Molecule: messenger RNA, 4942 nt
Organism: Fusarium odoratissimum NRRL 54006
Lineage: Eukaryota; Fungi; Ascomycota; Sordariomycetes; Hypocreales; Nectriaceae
Exons: 13
Coding region: 299-4780 (1493 amino acids)
Biological process (GO): transmembrane transport
Cellular component (GO): membrane
Molecular function (GO): ATP hydrolysis activity; ATP binding; ABC-type transporter activity
Source: RefSeq, a predicted model, not a curated record